This is a messenger RNA of Penicillium verrucosum, 1131 nucleotides long. RefSeq names its product glycoside hydrolase family 28 protein. Gene Ontology annotation, biological process: pectin catabolic process. The coding region runs from base 1 to 1131 and encodes 376 amino acids. Gene Ontology annotation, cellular component: extracellular region. NCBI's taxonomy places the organism in Eukaryota, Fungi, Ascomycota, Eurotiomycetes, Eurotiales, Aspergillaceae. Gene Ontology annotation, molecular function: polygalacturonase activity. The transcript has 4 exons. The record is from RefSeq and is a predicted model, not a curated record.
AUGGCCUCCAGUCUCAAACUUGGCUUGAUUGCCCUGCUCGGUGCUACUGCUAUCAACGCAGCUCCCGCCGCUGAGCCUGACCUUGGAACCUCUCUCCUUGCCUCUCGUGAUGCCUGUACCUUCUCCGGCGCCAGCGGUGCUGCAGAUGCCAUCAAGGGCAAGAAGUCUUGCUCAACCAUCACCCUGAACAACGUCGAAGUCCCAGCCGGAACUACCCUGGACCUGACAGGACUGAAGACCGGUACCACGGUCGUCUUCGAAGGAAUCACCACCUUCGGCUACAAGGAAUGGAAAGGUCCCCUCGUCUCUGUCUCCGGAACCUCCAUCACCGUCAAGGGCGCCGCAGGCGCGCAGCUCAACGGAGAUGGUGCCCGCUGGUGGGACAGCAAGGGCGGCAACGGCGGCAAGACCAAGCCCAAGUUCUUCAACGCCCACAGCUUGAAGAACUCCAAGAUUGAGAACAUCUUCGUCAAGAACUCCCCCUCGCAGGUCUUCAGCAUCAACACCGUCACCGAGCUGACUGUCAGUGGAGUCACCAUCGACAACGCCGACGGAGAUACCCAGGGCGGCCACAACACUGACGCUUUCGACGUCGGCUCUAGCGACGGUGUCUACAUCACCGGUCCUACCGUCCACAACCAGGAUGACUGUCUGGCUGUCAACUCCGGCUCUAACAUCCACUUCACCGGCGCUCAGUGCACCGGCGGCCACGGUAUCUCCAUCGGCUCCGUUGGCGGACGCUCCGAAAACACCGUCGACGGCGUCACCAUCGAGAACUGCACCAUCAAGGACUCCGACAACGGUGUUCGCAUCAAGACCGUCUCCGGCGCCACCGGCGCUGUCAAGGGCGUCACCUACAAGGACAUCACCCUCUCCGGAAUCGCCAAGUACGGUCUCAUCAUCGAGCAGGAUUACGAGAACGGCAGCCCUACCGGAAAGCCCACCAACGGUGUCCCCAUCACCGAUCUGACUAUCGACAACGUGCACGGAACCGUGGCCAGCGGUGGUACCAACACCUACAUCCUGUGUGGUUCUGGUGCUUGCUCCGACUGGACUUGGAGUGGUGUUGACAUCACCGGUGGUAAGACUAGCGAGAAGUGCAAGAGUAUCCCCAGCGGUGCUAGCUGUUAA